Cercocebus atys (sooty mangabey) is the source of this 2659-nucleotide messenger RNA. RefSeq names its product alkaline phosphatase, liver/bone/kidney (gene ALPL). The record is from RefSeq and is a predicted model, not a curated record. NCBI's taxonomy places the organism in Eukaryota, Metazoa, Chordata, Mammalia, Primates, Cercopithecidae. The transcript has 12 exons. Gene Ontology annotation, molecular function: alkaline phosphatase activity. Gene Ontology annotation, biological process: dephosphorylation. Gene Ontology annotation, cellular component: plasma membrane. Bases 286 to 1905 code for a protein of 539 amino acids.
CAAACAAGACAAAGUCCUCACUCUUAGAAGCUCCCGGUGAGGCGGCUGAGAUGGCCCAGGAAAGAAUUAUAUUACCGUCGAAAAGGGAGGUAUUAUCUUCAAAACGCGAUGUUUGAGGUGGCAUGAAGCUCAGUGGUGUUAUAUUGGAAUGAGUGACCAUCCUGGAGGCUUCCUGAAAGAGGAUUGGAACAUCAGUUAACAUCUGACCACUGCCAGCCCACCCCCUCCCACCCGCGUCGAUCGCAUCUCUGGGCUCCAGGGAUAAAGCAGGUCUUGGGGUGCACCAUGAUUUCACCAUUCUUAGUACUGGCCAUUGGCACCUGCCUUACCAACUCCUUAGUGCCAGAGAAAGAGAAAGACCCCAAGUACUGGCGAGACCAAGCGCAAGAGACACUGAAAUAUGCCCUGGAGCUUCAGAAGCUCAACACCAACGUGGCUAAGAAUGUCAUCAUGUUCUUGGGAGAUGGGAUGGGCGUCUCCACAGUGACGGCCACCCGCAUCCUCAAGGGUCAGCUCCACCACAACCCUGGGGAGGAGACCAGGCUGGAGAUGGACAAGUUCCCCUUCGUGGCCCUCUCCAAGACGUACAACACCAAUGCCCAGGUCCCUGACAGCGCCGGCACCGCCACCGCCUACCUGUGUGGGGUGAAGGCCAACGAGGGCACCGUGGGGGUAAGCGCAGCCACCGAGCGUUCCCGGUGCAACACCACCCAGGGGAACGAGGUCACCUCCAUCCUGCGCUGGGCCAAGGACGCUGGGAAAUCUGUGGGCAUUGUAACCACCACGAGAGUGAACCAUGCCACCCCCAGCGCCGCCUAUGCCCACUCAGCUGACCGGGACUGGUACUCAGACAACGAGAUGCCUCCUGAGGCCUUGAGCCAGGGCUGCAAGGACAUCGCCUACCAGCUCGUGCAUAACAUCAGGGACAUUGACGUGAUCAUGGGGGGUGGCCGGAAAUACAUGUACCCCAAGAAUAAAACUGAUGUGGAGUAUGAGAUUGACGAGAAAGCCAGGGGCACGAGGCUGGACGGCCUGGACCUCGUUAACAUCUGGAAGAGCUUCAAACCGAGACACAAGGUAGCCUGUGUUGGGGCCAUGUGGCUGCCGAGGUGGCCUUUGAUGCACUCCCACUUCAUCUGGAACCGCACGGAACUCCUGACCCUUGACCCCCACAAUGUGGACUACCUAUUGGGUCUCUUUGAGCCGGGGGACAUGGAGUACGAGCUGAACAGGAACAACGUGACGGACCCGUCACUCUCCGAGAUGGUGGUGGUGGCCAUCCAGAUCCUGCGGAAGAACCCCAAAGGCUUCUUCUUGCUGGUGGAAGGAGGCAGGAUCGACCACGGGCACCAUGAAGGCAAAGCCAAGCAGGCCCUGCACGAGGCGGUAGAGAUGGACCGGGCCAUCGGGCAGGCAGGCAGCAUGACCUCCUUGGAAGACACUCUGACCGUGGUCACCGCGGACCAUUCCCAUGUCUUCACCUUUGGUGGAUACACCCCCCGUGGCAACUCUAUCUUUGGUCUGGCCCCCAUGCUGAGUGACACAGACAAGAAGCCCUUCACUGCCAUCCUGUAUGGCAAUGGGCCCGGCUACAAGGUGGUGGGCGGUGAACGAGAGAAUGUCUCCAUGGUGGACUAUGCUCACAACAACUACCAGGCGCAGUCUGCUGUGCCCCUGCGCCACGAGACCCACGGCGGGGAGGAUGUGGCCGUCUUCUCCAAGGGCCCCAUGGCACACCUGCUGCACGGCGUCCAUGAGCAGAACUACAUCCCCCACGUGAUGGCGUAUGCAGCCUGCAUCGGGGCCAACCUCGACCACUGUGCCCCUGCCAGCUCGGCAGGCAGCCUUGCUGCAGGCCCCCUGCUGCUCCCCCUGGCCCUCUUCCCCCUGAGCAUUCUGUUCUGAGGGCCCAGGGCCCGGGCACCCACGAGCCCGUGACACGCCAACUUCCCACUCCCCAGUGCUGCCCACCGCCCGGCAGCCCACCCCGCAAGGGGCAGGGAGGUGGGGGCCUCCUCAGCCUCUGCAACUGCGAGAAAGGGGACCCAGGAAACCAAAGUCUGCCGCCCACCUCGCUCCCCUCUGGAAUCUUCCCCGAGGGCCAAACCCACUUCUGGCCUCCAGCCUUUGCUCCCUCCCCGCUGCCCUUUGGCCAACAGGGUAGAUUUCUCUUGGGCAAGCAGAGAGCACAGACUGCAGAAAUUCUCAAAGCCUCUUAUUUUUCUAGCAAACAUAUUUCUCCAGACCCAGAGGCCCUGAAGCCUCCAUGGAACAUUCCGGAUCUGACCCUCCCACUCUCAUCUCCUUCCCUCUAGAACCCCCCAGGCCCUACCAUGCUCAUGUCCCUGUCCUCGGGCCCAGCCCUUCUUCAGGGGAGAUGAGGUCUUUCUCCUCAGGACAAGGCCUCGCUCACUCACUCCAAGGCCACCGGGGUCCCAGGAAGCUGGUGCCUGGGUGGCCAUCCUACCCGGCGUGGCCCAGGCCAGGAAGAGCCACCUGGCAGGGCUCACACUCCUGGGCUCUGAACACGCAUGCCAGCUCCUCUCUGAAGCGAUUCUCCCGUUUGGAACGGCAAAGAAAAUUUUUUUUCUCUUUUUGGUGGUGGUUAAAAGGGAACACAAAACAUUUAAAUAAAACUUUCCAAAUAUUUCUGAGGACA